AUGAAUAUUGAAUUACUUUCUACAUUUCAACAGAAUUAUCCCGAAGAAUUCGAUGGCACACUUGAUUGUGCAUCGAUGGCUGUUUGUUGUGCUUUUAAUAAAGUUGGUUCAAUGUUGGCAGUCGGUUGUUCCGAUGGUCGACUUGUAAUAUGGGAUUUCUUAACACGUGGUAUAGCGAAAAUAAUCUGUGCAGAUUGGUCACCAAUAUAUUGUAUAUCAUGGUCAAAAAAAUCUGAUUUAAUAGCAACAUCAUCAACAGAUAAUACUGUUUGUAUAUGGAAUACAUCAACAGGCCGUUGUCGUACACGUAUAUCAUGUAUACAAUCACCUAUACUUAAAGUACAAUUUCAUCCACGAAAAUCAUCUUAUUUACUUAUAUGUCCAAUGAAACAUCCACCGAUAUUAAUUGAUAAUAAUGGUAAAAAUACAAUUGUUACAAUUGAUGAUGAACCAAAUGAUAUUAUAUCGACAUUUGAUAGAAAAGGUGAACAUAUUAUACUAGGUAAUAGUCGAGGUUUAAUGGUUGUUAAAACAUUUCCGGAUUUAAAAACUAUUUCAUCAUUUCGAAUAACAACUGGAACAAAUACAAAUACUGUAUUAAGACAUAUUGAAAUUCCUCGUCGUGGUCAAUAUUGUCUAGUAAAUACAAGUGAUCGUGUAAUUCGUAUUUAUAAUUACAGUGAAAUGUUAUCAUGUGGUAUUGGUCGUGAUCUUGAACCGAAACAAAAAUUACAAGAUCUUGUUAAUAAAUCAUUAUGGCGUAAAUGUUGUUGGUCAGGUGAUGGUGAAUAUAUUUGUGGUGCUUCAUCUCGACAACAUUCUUUAUAUAUUUGGGAAACAGUAUCGGGUAAUUUAGUUAAAAUUUUACAUGGUACGAAAGGAGAAACAUUAGCUGAUGUUUGUUGGCAUCCUGUACGUCCAAUAAUAGCAAGUAUAUCAACUGGUGUUGUAUCAAUAUGGUCACAUUCACAAGUUGAAAAUUGGUCAGCAUUUGCACCUGAUUUUCGUGAACUUGAAGAAAAUGUUGAAUAUCAUGAACGUGAAUCUGAAUUUGAUAUAAAAGAUGAAGAUCGCAGUUUAGAUGGCUUAGAUUAUAAUGGUUCAAUAAAUAAACGACAACGUUUAGAUACAAAUGGAAGUUUAAAUAAUGAAGAUGGUGAUGAUAAUAUUGAAAUUGAUGUUGUUACUGAUCAACGUAUUGAAGCAUUAGUAUCAAGUGAUGAUGAUGAUAUUAAUGAUCAACUUGUUUAUUUACCUGUUGCACCUGAUAUUGAAGAUCCUGAAAUUGAUUUUCCAAUACCAGUAACAAAUAUACCAAAAGCACGUACAGCAAGUCCAUCAUUACAGACGCGAGUUGAUGCUGAUGAGACAUUUGAUAUUCAAUUAAAAAUUCCGCUUGUUAGUGAUGUUCAUCCAUAUUAUGGUGGAACAAAACAACCACGAUCAACAGUAAAUACAUUAGUAAAUUCUCAAGAUUCUGUAAAUAAUAAACGUGAUAUUAAAAGUCGUCGUAAAGGACAUCACCAUCAUCAUCAUCAUCAUUCUUCUCAUCAUUCUCAUCAUUCCCAUCAUCAACAUCCAAUUCAACAUCAAAACUCUCUUAUACAUCCAAGUCAAAUUGAUCAACAGACUAUUUUACUACCAAAAUCUAUUGAUGCAGCUGUAGCAACUGUAACAAAUAAUCAAAAACGACCAUUAUUAACACAAACAUCAGAAAUUAAAGGACAACGAGCACGUUCAGCUCGUCUUGAAGGAAAAAAAGCAGCCGCAACAUCACCAAUUAUCCUCAAUACACAAACAUCCACAAUACUAACAACAAAUACAGAAGAAAUAAUUAGUACAGCACGUACUAAACGUAAUAGUCAUAAUACACAUUCAACUGAUAAUGACGCUGAUUUUGUACCACAUUAA
Molecule: messenger RNA, 1911 nt
Organism: Adineta steineri
Lineage: Eukaryota; Metazoa; Rotifera; Eurotatoria; Adinetida; Adinetidae
Source: the annotation of a GenBank genome assembly